Messenger RNA from Fomitopsis serialis, 3075 nucleotides. RefSeq lists its product as uncharacterized. The coding region runs from base 1 to 3075 and encodes 1024 amino acids. The transcript is spliced from 7 exons. The record is from RefSeq and is a predicted model, not a curated record. NCBI's taxonomy places the organism in Eukaryota, Fungi, Basidiomycota, Agaricomycetes, Polyporales, Fomitopsidaceae.
AUGGCUGGGGACGCCUUUACUCGCGCCUUUGCCGCCGGCGCGCCCGUCAACCCCUCGAGCGCUCAAAUACCCGACGCUUUUCCCCAGCCAAUUACGAUGCAAGACGUACUGAUGCUCGCAGGCCGCGCCCAAGCGGCGCUCGAGGCGCCAGCCAAGGAGCGCCGUGUCGCGGAAGUCGCUCUCCACGCCGAACUUUACCGUUACUGGCCGUCCAUGGCGGAAGCGGCCGACACAAAUAGAAUACGGCUCCCGUACGUCCUAGCGGCUGCAUGCGAUGGCCUACUUGGCUGGCCUUUCAAGACCCUGGACGGUGUUUCGGAGAUAGUCGCGAAGUCCAAGUCCCAGCCCAAGAACGAGCCCCUACCGUUGAUCCCCAGGGAGCUCAUUCAAGAGCUCGACUAUUCAAGAGAAGCCGCCAGCUCUGUCGGCUGGUGGAGGCAAGAGGCGAACAAUCGCGACACUCCUGGGCCCUCGAAUGCGGGCGAGGGAUCCCGCACGAAGAAGCGCGCACGGAUCUUAGAUCCUGUUCCCGAGAAGAACACCGAAGACGAGGAGCAGGCGAAGAAGCGGCGACGAUCGACUCCCGAGAAGGCUCCUGCCCCGAAGCAAGGUGCGAGAAACACCAGGAACACCAGGAAGACCAAGAUCAAGUCCCCGGAGUUCGUCUCGGACUCUGAGGAGGAGGAGCUACUCCCGCCGCCGGGCAAAGACGACGCGGCCUUGUCGAAAGAGGCUCGCGCUGAAGACGCCGAGCCCGAGGAGGAAGAGGCGGGCCCCUCCAAGACUGGGCGGAGGAGGUCAGGCGCGUCCUCGCCGCAAGCCUUACGGACUCGGUCGAAGUCCAAAUCCGAUGACAAGACAAGUCUGCAGCCCGCAAAGGACGUCGGUGGCUCAGCUGGAAAGACGGUUAUGAAGACGGGCGCGGUGAAGCCGCCGGUCAAGGCGCCGCUGUCAAAGGGCAAAUCUGCGGGCCCUUCGUCUAUUCGUAAAGAGCGUGACGAGGUUCCACCUGCGUCCGCUGGAUCAAGGCGAAAGGCGCCGACAGUAGAGGUAGAUGAGGUGGAGGUGAACAAGGCUGAGAUAGAGGCGGAAAAGAAUGGGCGGGCUGGCGACGUGAUCAUUCCGCCUGUUGAGUGCGACCGUUGCGUCCACCUCGGUAAGAAGUGCCUCUUCGUGGUGGAGAAGAGCAAGAAAGCCCCGAGUGGGACGGUAAUCGUGGCUCGGUGCACGGCCUGUAAGAUAGGGAAGGUGCCGUGCUCGCUGGUCCCUCGGCACAUGAUCGACGGCUCGGUCUUCAAGAACGCUGUUGCCGGUGUAGCCGCAAUCAAGUGGCGGAAGAUGGUACGGGUCCUUAAGGCCUCGGGGGCGGUCUAUCCCGAAGUUCCAAUUUGGAACGGUGCGAAGGGUCAGUGGGUAGCUGACCUGGACACCUGGGAUGACACGAAGGACGAAGUCUCCGCUGCGGUGGUGGACUGGAUAGAGAGGCGUAAGAUUGCGAAGCUGAAGGGUCGGCUCGCCGAUCCGCCUUACCUUCCGAAGAAAGGCGACGGGGACACGGACAGCGACCAGGAUCGGCAAGUCUCCGGGUCUGGGAAGAAGAAGAAGCAGGCUCAGCAGAAGAGUCCGCCAGCCGUCGAACAGCGUCCAACGCCAGAAUCGGAGACCGCGGACGACGAUGUCCAGAUGGCUGAAGUGAAGAUCGAGCCGGAACCGGAAGAGGCCGCCCUCCCUACAGGCGAAGUUUUGGUGAGUGCCCUUCUGCUGCUCUGCAGUCUGGCCGUACGCCUGAACUUCUCGAAGACAGAGACGCUCUCCGCCCGCGCCGCAGGGAAGCGGCCAGCGAAGCCGCUGAAGAGCUUCCGUGAGAUGGACCGCGACUCAGUCAUAUCCAUUUCUGACGACGAGGCCGUCCCGCCCACUCACGAACGGGCUCGCUCAUUGGACGAGGAAGGGUCGCCUGAUGCUCCGAUGCCGCCGUUGCCACCACCGCCAGGACCUUCCCGCUCGCACACUGCUGACUCCAACGCUGGGCCGUCUCUUGGCAUGUCUCCGUUCGACAAAGCCGCGUUGCCCUGGACGCUGCUGCCUCAAAGCACCGGGCAGCCUGUCUCCGUCGAACAGCUCAACUCGCAGGUCGUUGAAAACAACGAAAUCAGGGCGAAGCUCGCGGAGAUCUUGAAAGGACGUCCGCCCGAAGUGGACGCGUUUACGAUGGAGCUUCGAGAACUUCGGAGCGAAGUUCGAACUACGGCCGAGAGCACGGCUCAGAGGUUCGACGAGAUCCACGCCCGCCUGGACGACUUGGCCCGGUCUCAAGUCUCCGUGGAGACGCGCCUGAGAGAGGCAGAAAAUGCUCGGCGCUGGAGCGAAGUCACUGCUAACGCGGUCCAGCAGGGGAUGCAGGCGACGAUCCGCCGCACUGAGGAGAUCGAAGGCCGCAUGCGUGCAGAGAUGGAAGUCGGGCCUGUUGCGCCUCUCCGCGCGCCGCCUGCCGGUCCCUCACAGCCACACUUUGGCCCUUCUUUCCCGCCUCUCCGCGUCGCCAACCUCCGUGGGCCGCCACCACAUCCCGCCAAGCCGUGCCCAGUCCACCCGCUAUGGGUGAGCUCCAGCCUGUACCCGAAGGCGACAAUGUUCCCCUGCCUGCGCCGUCUCCCCGGUCGAACCCCCGGCUCCGGCGACCAAAGCCGUCUUUCUCGGCGUUCAGCGCCCCGAGUGACGCCUCCCACCUUUGCCGCUCUCGCUCGCUACGGGUCGCUGGUCUCGUCCGAACGUGCGAGCUCGGCAUCACCCUCAGACGCCGAGUUGAGAGCAUCCAAGCCGGAGCAACAGGCCGACUCGCCCACAUUCGAUCAGACACCCCAAACCUCUCGGUCUCAGUCCAUCGAAGCACGCACGGUCGAGGAGUCCGACCAGCUCGGCGUAGAGGCGACUGACAAAGGCGUGGGCGCCGCUGACAACGGUGGAGGAGACCAGAGCGAAAACGACGAUGGGCGCGACGUUUCGGCGAAAGAUCUCGGAGGUGAGCAGCCGGUUGAGUCAGGCGGCGAGCUGGGUAUGGACCUGUCGGAGUGA